AUGCUGGCCUUCCAGACAAAGUCCGAACUGGUCUCGACUUGGCAGCCUUUCUACUGGUACAAGAAGUUCCCCAGAAAAUAUGCUGUGGAGUUGGAGACCAUCACCAGCCCGGAUCCCUUUGACUGCUGGAGGGCAACCUGGAGAUCCGCAAAACGGUCCCUCGGUUCCCUGCACCCGGCAGCACGCCUGCCGCUGCUUCCCUCGCGUGUCUCCUGUUGCUAUGUCAGUGCCGAGUUCCGCCCGAAGUGCUUCGGGGUGGUGCAGCAAACGAAGCUAUCUGAUUCGGAGCCUCAAACCUACGUUUGGUAUCAUCCCAACAAUUGCUGUGGGUCACAGCGACUUCACACGACUCUGCAGAAGUACACGCGCUGCACACAGCCGCGCCAGAAGGUGUGGAGGGUGGCUGUGGCGCAGGCUUUGCUGGAUGGCUCCCGGCACUGUCGACCUGAAACUCGGAGGGCGAUUCGCAGAGGCUCUCUGUUCGGUCGCCACUUAAACCUCCUGUCGCGUGCGCCUGCUUGUCCAGCGGCUGCCGCUUUGUUGCAAGUAUCUUGCAAGAUCACUCGCAGGGGUAUAGGUGGUAUACCGAAACAGGCCGAUCAGGCCUUCUCCCUGCGUGAUGUGGGGCGCCAUGACAAGCACUGCAGCAUCUACGGCCACGAUAGCGCUGCCUGCUGCCUGGUGCAGGUUUGCAAGACAGAUCUGUCGGGACUCAGGUGUCUGGCCUGCCUGCUUGCUGAGGUUCCGUGGGGCUUUUGGUCCAGAAGCCAACGAUUGCUUCUAUCCCGCCUGCUCCACUCUGUAAGCGCUCGUCCCGUCUCGAAUUUACCGCAUUUGCGUGACGCCUUUCGCCAAUUGCUGGAUGCAGACCAGGAUGUGUCUGCCAAAGAACCGGCUGGCGUCGGUGCGCCUCAACUCAUGUCGCUUCUGAUGAUCAUCUCCACUGUCCUUAGCCUUUCAGGACGGCACCACUUGUACAGUGCCCUGCAUGCACUUCAAGUAGCAGCGCCCCUCCAUCUUUUGCAGCCGGAAGACCUCGGCAGGAUCCUGCAUGUACUAGCACAGCGACCCAUGCGAUCCACGAACUCGGCACGCCCAGGCGACCCAGCCCCGCAAGUUUCACAAGGCCGACGUGAGGAGGCUCCCGAGGCGGCUCCCCUCUGCGGCUCUGCUGUGGCAACGUUCAUCACAUUCCACCGGGCGUCUUCCAUUUCAUGUCCCGCGCGGGGCUGGGCUGCGCUAGCGCGAGCUGCUAGUGAGGGCGGCAACUUGGCUCGCUGGCCAACCGCGGCACUAGCUCUGUGCCUUCUGAGCGAGGCAGCAGAGUUUGUAGAUGCCGACGAGGUCCUGCUCUUGGACAGGAUGGUCGACCGCUACCUGAGCUGCCUAGGUAGUGGUUCCUGUCCCUGGCAUGAGGGGACUUGUGGGCACGAGCUGUGGACACCAGUCCUGCGCAGGAUUCGUAGCCCUACGCCAGCCAGUCCGACUGUAGCACCACCUGCCUCUGCAAGCUUGGUCAAGAACCACAUGGAGACUAUGCAGCAUCUCUUGGCUGGCGGGUCACUCAUGCGCUUCAAUGACGGCGAACAGCUCCAGCUCAAUUCCGAGGUCAAUGGCCCACUGGCAAGAUACACGGACACGUUGAUACGACUUGGCUUCUCUGUUCAAGCACAGUGUCCCGGGCUCUGCGUUGGCAUCAUCGAUCCCAACGACAUGUCUACUCUGGCGGCUCUCGGCCAAACCCACCUUGAGUGGUGGCAGGAAGCAGGCUUGCCAAACACCCGAGCGCUUUUUGAAUCCGGCCUGCUGCCGGAUCAAAGAUAUUGCUUCGGGUUGGUGAACUACAGGCCGAAAUCCGGCCCAGAAGCCAUGAGCCUCCUGGAGUUUCAAGCGCAAUGGGAACAGGUCUUCUUCAACAAGACCGUGUUGCUCGUGGCCGCCCUGGACUAUCUGUUUGUUCGGCGGUGUGGCGGUUGCAGAAAAAUUUCAAACUUGCUGCUCGGGCAUGGGCAGAAGCCGCCCCCCUACGCCAAGUCGCGCAAGGUGCUGGCCCUGAACCCGGACCUCGUGGGCUUUGAGCCACCGCUGGGCUCUUCUUGGUCCGGCGUGGUGAAGGCCACCCUGGCGGCCGUCCAGCAAGCCAAAGCCGAUGUCGUGGCCGUGAGCUGGGGCACAUCGGCUGACUUCUUGGUUGCGGAGCUGGCCUGCCGCGGAACGCAGGCGAUUGACGUUGGCAACUUGGGCUCCAUUCUGGAAGGUGGUGAAAUGGCACGUUCUAUUGACCCGGACGAGUAA
Symbiodinium natans is the source of this 2295-nucleotide messenger RNA. Lineage: Eukaryota; Dinophyceae; Suessiales; Symbiodiniaceae. The record is from the annotation of a GenBank genome assembly.